Messenger RNA from Diachasmimorpha longicaudata, 6427 nucleotides. It is a transcript of the gene sas, whose product is annotated as putative epidermal cell surface receptor. The coding region runs from base 873 to 5255 and encodes 1460 amino acids. Gene Ontology annotation, biological process: cell adhesion; signal transduction. The record is from RefSeq and is a predicted model, not a curated record. NCBI's taxonomy places the organism in Eukaryota, Metazoa, Arthropoda, Insecta, Hymenoptera, Braconidae. Gene Ontology annotation, cellular component: extracellular matrix. The transcript has 12 exons. Gene Ontology annotation, molecular function: heparin binding; integrin binding.
CUCCUUUGUUUGUUUCUUGAAUCAGUGAAUUCGGUUGAAUAUUCGUGACAGUCAGGUGUCGAAUAGUCAAUGAUUGACGGAUUAGGGGUGUCUUGGAGAUGCCAAAGGUGAAGUGAAUGGACAAUAAGUGAAUAAUCAACAAAUACUAAAUAACGAGUAGAUUGUUAACAUUAUGGCAGCUGCAGCCUUUGCUGAAAAUCUUCCAAGGUAGAACGGAGACAGCUUCACGUUUGCGGGACAAGGGAGCCAGAAAAUUGUACACAAGAGAACUCAGCGUCCAAGACGAUGCCGAGCCGAAUACGAAAAAGCAAUGAACCUGUUGGAGUGAGUGAAAGAGGAUCAGAGGUAAAAGCCAGAGUGGGACAGUCAAUCGGCUUUUCACUGUAGUUCGGUUCAUGUAUUUAAACCGAUGAGUGUGUGAAAGAGACUUGAACUGGAGGUAGAAAGGAAGGCGGAGGAAUGGGCUCCGAGGAAUAAGGCCUCCAUCACCUUCACGUUUGUACAAUCGUCUUCAGCCGUACUCGGUACCUCAAGGAGGUAAAGUCCCGCUUCUUCGAGCUCUGUAUUUCGCUUUAUUUACCUCAUUCAAUCAGUAUUUUGCAGAUAAUUCUAUGUUAAUUGGAGAUAUCAGUGUAAUUGUAAGAUAUUAAUUGUUGUAGGAUCGUUUGAAGACAACUGAUGUCUCGUGAAAAUUGUCUGGAAGACGUUGGGAUCGUUGUUUAGGAGAAUUUUUAUCGAGUUUGAUGAGAAAAAAAUCAGUGCCAGUGACACAGAAUUACAGAGUGGAAAAGUGGGUGUGAGUGCUGUCUCUUGGGAUUGAAAUAACAUCGGUGGAUUAUUAUUGUUGUUAUCAGUGGGAAGAAUGCGGUAGGAUGCGAAUUCAGGGAAUAUGGAUUGUCCUCCUCGUCCUGGUGGCGUUAUGCCUCCACAACGGGGACGGCUAUGCAGAGGUCGAUCGUGCGAGACUGAGAUUUGUGCGAUCGGAUGUCAUUGAUCAAGAAAUUCCUGGAGUUCUUCCUCUCGACCCCAACAACUCCACCCUCGAGGUCCACAAGCCCUCCAAGGACGGCCUGGAAAUAAAGAAAAAAUUAACGAUAGUUACCGAGUUUAAACUUAAGGAUGAAACGAAACAUCAAAAAUCCAAAGAUGUCAAGAAUGAGGAGCAACUGAUGAAGAGUUUGACGUCGAAGACAACUGAUGAAUCUCCUAUUUUCCUUCCAACUGUGAGACCUCCAACCAAUGAAACAAAUUCUCACAUUGAAAGUAUUUCACCGUUCCUGGUUCGCGGAGAGCCCAUCACCACGACUUCGGAUGGCUCCAGGGCCCGAGCCCUGAAUAUUACAGCUCCAGAGCCCACCAAUUCCCUGCAUGCUAACCUGACUGAUUUGUCUGAUGUCAGUAUGGAUGAUGAGGAUAAAGAAAUUGAAGGAGGUGACUUCGUAGCAAACCAGAACGCAAGUAAAUCCACAAUCCACCCAACAUUUCCCUCUCCAGUUAUUACUUGUCAAGAUGGAAACAAGAUGUACCCAGUUGGUGAGAAAAUAUUGAGAGGAUGCGAGGAAACGUGUGUUUGUGGUGAAGGUGGAGUUGUGAGAGAUUGCAAGCCACGAUGUGUGAGCCCAACCUUCAGGGCAGGUCGAGGAACUCUUGAUCCAUUGUGCCAGGAGCAUCAUGUUGAUGCAGAUGGAUGUUGUGUUACCUUGGUCUGCGCUGAUUCAGCACCAGAACCCGAGGAGAACUGUGUUUUUGGGAACAAGACGGUGAUGAGGGGUCAGAGAAUCGAGGAUGGAUGCUCCCAGGUCUGUGGUUGCGAAGCUGGGGGCAUUCUGAAGUGCCAACCCAGGUGUCCACCCAAUGAUACCAGCUCGGGACUGAAGCAACAUGAUCGUUGUGUUGCUCUGCCAGAUCCAAGAGAUUCUUGCUGCACUAUCACGUUGUGCGAUGUGAGCUUGGGUGAGCACGAGAUCAAAUCAGAGAAUGCUGCUGAUCUCACGGUUAAUCUGGCUGACGUGAAAGUACUAAAUUCGACAGCAAUUAAACUCAAAUUGUCUUCGGAAUUAUCGAAUGGUGCUGCUGUGGAAAUUUCUGAGAAUAGCCAUGUCUGGAGGCAACGAAAACCUGACAAAGAUGGAAUUAUAUCAAAUCUUGAGCCAGCGCACAGCUACUACGUCCGGAUCACCGAGGGAAUCAGAACAGGACCCGCAGUUCGUGUGAACCUUCCAGCGGAAGUAAUUAAGACCAACAUAACUGAAAAAAUGGAUAAAAACUCCUGUUUCCAUCGGGGUAAAUCCUACAAAAUCGGGGCCGAGUGGUAUGACGAGUGCAUAUCCUUUUGCAUGUGCAGUGAGGGCCCAAAAACCGAAUGCGUCACCAUUGAGUGCCCCACUGACUUCGGAUUGGACGUUCUGGAUCCACACUGUCUCGAUUGGGAGACAGUCCCUCCGGAUUUCGUCCCGAAGGAGCCGCAGUGCUGUCCCCAGCAAGUUCGAUGCAGAAACAAUGGCUCGUGCGAUUAUGAAGGAAGAACGUACGACAACUGGAGUGAAAUACCAAGUAACGUAACAGGAUGUGAGAAGAGAUGUUACUGCGAAAUGGGAAAAGUAGCAUGUCAAGCUGCAUGUCCACCAGUUACAGCUCUACCACCUUCAACAUUACAUUGUCCAUCCAACCAAGCAGUUUUGAGAAAACUACCUGGUGAUGAGUGCUGCUCUCACUGGGUCUGCGACGCCGCACACCUCAUUCCAGGGAUGAACCCGUCCGCGCAACCGGGCCCCAAUUCCUCCCCACAUCCCCCAGACACCCUCAGGCCCCCCAACACCACCUCCCCAGCAUCAACAUUCCAUCCAGACAGCGAUAAAACCACAACAAGUAUAUCCCCAACGAUAAUCCACAGUCAUCCCCCCAUAAACUCCGUAUCACACCCGAUGAUCCCCUACUACAACGGCCCCUACAACCCCAGCUACAAGCCCACCGAGUCCAGCAUCGAGGAUAUAUUCGGCCUGUCGACUCGAGCACCAGAGAAGCCCGUUAUACCCCAUGGAAAGGACAAAUCAAAGACAAAACCAGACGCGAAGAAACCUCUGGAGCCAACGAAGCCCCACAAAGACGGAGUCGAGCAACUUCCACCGAGUCACAGUUUCCCAGGACCACUGGCCCCAAGCAAGUUCCCAGGGCUCCCUAAGGACCCCUCGAGCAUUGAUGUCCCUUCGAAAAACCCCAACAAACUCUCCCAGCCCGAGAAGAGGCCAGAUCAACCCCAAUUCGUUUCCCUGAAUCACAACGAUCGACCUGAGUACACCUUCUCACCCACCAAUGGCGAGAACAUUCCACCGAGUCAUUUUGAUCCCAAUCAAUUUGACAACGCCGACGUGGGGCCACCGUACGUUGCCACCAAUGGAGGAAAGAAGAAGGUCCCCAGCAUCGAGGGCUUCACCGACGACUCCAAGACAAAAUCUCCGGGUCAGUUCGCCGGAAAAAUAAAACCAGGACAGCGUAAACCAGAACAGGAAAUCGUUCCGGAUGAUCUGCUGCAUUUAAUUAACCUUCAUCAUCCUGGCCUCACUCAACUGGAUCAUCCACCGGCUCAGGGUCAUCCUGGUAUCUACGAGUUUCAUCAGCAGAUAUCGAAUCAUGGCGAGCCCAAUCAGGGAACCAAUCAGAUACAACCGAAUUACUUUGGGGUGCAGGAGCCCAUCAAGAAGUGGCCGCAGGUUGUUGCUCAUAAAAAUGAAAAUGGAGAAACUACUUAUCAUAUUCACAGGUCUGAGGUACCCAAUUCACCUCAUCAGAUUGAGGAACUGCUCGCUCAUAUCAGCCAGCACGACUCGAAUCUUGGGCCCUUUCAACAGUAUCCUAAUCAACCGGCUAUUGUUCAUAACUAUCAGAAUGGCCCACCUCCACCACCCAGGAUUGGACAGAUUGCCAAUUCAGGAGUUGUCACACAUUUGAAUCAUCCGUUCAGUUCAGGAGUAACAGACAGAUUCCCAGCGGGCUUUCCCAUCCACGGAAUCGGCUCUUAUCCUGACAAGGUCAGCCAGUCCUCCUCUGACGAAAUAGUCAUCAAAGCCCUGGAUCCACUGGACGACAGAACAGUUCGUGUAGUAUUCACUGUUCCCCCAGUUCUCGUUGGUCUCCAUGGACGCGUUGAAUUACGGUACACCAACGACAAGUCAAACCACGAUCCAUCGACUUGGAAGUCUCAGAUAUUCAUCCCUCCCCAUGACCUCAUCGAGACACCACAAAUGGAAUUCGAUCUGGACAGCCUUGAACCCGCCACCGAGUACCAGAUUCGAGUCACUGUCAAUCUCAAGGACAUUGCCAAUAGCCCCACCAGCAGAAUUUAUAAUGUAAUGACGCUGGAGAAACACGAGGAACUGACAACUCUUCCCCCUCAAAUUCCCAUUGACGCUGAGCUCCGGGUCGUGGAGACCAAUUCCAGUUGGGUAAACGUCAUGUGGAAGAAGUUUACUGAGUACGAGAUGCAGUUCAUUGACGGCGUACAAUUGAGGUACAAAGAACAUGAUGGAAAAGUUUAUGCUGCCACACCACUCAUUCAUCGCGCUGUCACUAGUUACAUAAUUGAGAAUCUCAAACCAGCGACAGUCUACGAAAUUGGAAUUUCGAUUAUUCCAUUUCCGGGACAAACUACUGAGCUCGUCAGUGAUAAAACGGUGGAGAUAAUAACAGCAGUGGAGCCCGACCCCUACUCGUUCGACGUCAAAGUCGAAAUAAAAACCGUGAAAUCCCAGGACGUCGAGAUCUCCUGGAGUGGUGUACCCUAUCCAGAGGACAAAUACGUCAACAUUUAUCGUGCGAUCUAUCAGAGUGACUCAGGAAAAGAGGACACGAGCACCUUUAAAAUAGCUAAACGAGACUCACUGGCCAAGACAUUGAUCAGUGAUUUGAAACCAGGCACCAGGUAUCGCCUCUGGCUGGAAGUCUAUCUCACCAAUGGACGGAUUAAGAAAAGCAAUGUCCAGGAUUUUGUGACUAAGCCAGGUGUUAUUCUCCAGUCUGGUGUCACUCAUCAGGGAAAAUUAGCAUCGAUUCCCCUUCACGAGGGGGAUUACUAUGGUCCCCUGGUUAUUGUUGCUAUUCUCGCGUCGUUGUCCAUUCUCUCGACUCUGAUACUACUCAUGAUGCUGAUGAAGAGGAGAUCCAGCAGCAAAGCUGAUAUAUCACCGAGGAAAACAACGUCAGCUUAUGAUAAUCCUUCCUAUAAGGUAGAAAUACAACAAGAAACUAUGGACUUGUGAGGACGCAGUCACAAUCACGAAUGGUCACAACAAAGCCACUGAGCACGAGAUGUCAACCAUCAAUUCAAAUGAUACAAAUACUAAAGAGAGCGUUUAAUCGAGGAAUUCCAGGAAAUUGUAGUUAUCCAUGACGGUAUUACAAACAUUAUAUCGAUGGAGAUACAAAAUUAUCCGUCCAUUUGUCAGUCCAGUGUCGUAAUACAUCACCUUCAUUUCUUGAACUUAGAACCAGUAAAACUGCCAUUUUUUUUCAACGUGCUGAUGAUUCUUUUCGGUUUGACAUCGAUAACUUAUACGACAACGUUUUUUUUUUUAUUUUAUGUUGCCAAGUGUGAAUAACAACCGAUAACAUUAAGGAGGAAUUUAAAUAUUUUUUUUCGUCAGUCCAGGACUUUCUCAACAGGAAUUUCACAGGUUUUUUCACUCUUCUCUUUUCUAAACCGACGAAUAAUAUCAAUAGAAUCAGUUUUAAACAAAAUAAACUUCUGUUAUUAAACUUUUGCGGAAAAGUCAAUGAACAUUUUUUUGCUGCACAUUUUUUAACCGAAAAUAUUCUAUAGAUCUCAGACAAAUUCCACAGAAAUACGUUAUUUAAUGCAACUUUUUUAUUAAACAAUUUUCUAUAAAAAUUCCUUCCCAUGAAUUUCUAAUUCUAAAACCACUUAGGGGACCGCUUUCACCAGAAUUACCCAGUUUUAGAGAAAAUUAGAGGUCUAUUAAUUGGUCGUACUGAUUUUUUUGUAAAUGUUUCACGAAAAAACUGGGUCAACUGCAAAAAACGUUUUCAUUGAUAAUUUCACUUCGAGAUUCCUCUAUAAUUGAAAUUAUUGUUAUUCAACAUGAAAGCGUGUAUAUAGAAUUCCUGUGCAAUAAUGUAACUUACGUCGCACGAUCUUAGUGACUGAACAUAAACGAAAUAAUCAUGUUACAUGUCAUAGGAGACUUUGAACUUGAUAUCAGAAACUCCGAAUUGAAUCUAAUCAGUAGAGGUUUAUCUAAUUAUUAUCAUCAUUAUCGUGUAUUUAAAUAGAGCGUAAGGUUUAUGUAAUAGUACGUUGUCCAGAAGGGAUGAUGAAAAAAAUGUACAGUAUAUAUUUGUAUUAACAAAAUGAAAUUUCUAUAUAUAUUGACAGAUAUGAAUUCAGAAAAAUAAAGAAAAUAUUCGUUCAUUA